UGUCAUCUAUUCCAUAUCUUGUGUUCAUUAGCGAGCUUCAAAAGUCGGAGUGAACAUGAAGAUCCACAACAUAAAUUUUGCCACUCUUUGUUGCCUCUCUCUCUCAUAUUUUCUUCUCUUUAGCUUUGUAACUCCAACCUUAUUGUUUCAGGGUUUCAAUUGGGAAUCUUCCAAUAAACCAGGAGGAUUGUAUAAUUCCCUCAAAAACUCAAUCGAUGAUUUGGCUCGAGCAGGGGUUACACAUGUUUGGCUUCCUCCACCAACUCACUCAGUUUCUCCUCAAGGGUAUAUGCCAGGAAGAUUAUAUGAUCUUGAUUCAUCUAGAUACGGGAAUGAGGCUGAUCUGAAGAGCUUGAUUAAUGCCUUCCACCAAAAAGGAAUCAAAUGUGUUGCUGAUAUAGUUAUAAAUCAUAGAUGCGCAGAUAAGAAAGAUGGAAGAGGAAUAUACUGUAUUUUCGAAGGCGGAACUCCAGAUGACCGCCUAGAUUGGGGACCUUGGGCUAUUUGUAGGGACGACACACAAUACUCUGAUGGUAGUGGAAAUCUAGACACUGGAGCUGGUUAUGGUGCUGCACCUGAUAUAGACCAUCUUAAUCCAAGAGUACAAAAGGAGUUAGUCGAUUGGAUGAAUUGGCUCAAGACAGAAAUUGGUUUUGACGGAUGGAGAUUUGAUUUUGUUAAGGGAUAUGCUCCUAGCAUUACCAAAAUUUACAUGGAAAAAACUAGGCCUGAUUUUGCAGUUGGAGAGCUUUGGGAUUCCAUUACAUAUGACCCGGAUGGUAAGCCAGACUAUAACCAAGACGGACCUCGAAAUGAACUAGCUGGAUGGGUACAAGCUGCAGGUGGUGGUGUUAUUGCUGCAUUUGAUUUCACUACCAAAGGUGUUCUUCAAGCUGCUGUUCAAGGAGAAUGGUGGAGAAUGAAAGAUUCUAAUGGUAGGCCUAGUGGGUUGAUAGGAAUUAUGCCUAAAAAUGCUGUCACUUUUAUUGAUAAUCAUGACACUGGUUCCACACAAAGGUUAUGGCCUUUUCCCGCAGACAAAGUCAUGCAAGGAUAUGCUUAUAUUCUCACACACCCAGGAAUUCCAUCAAUAUUCUAUGACCAUUUUCUUGAAUGGGGACUCAAGGAAGAGAUCGACAAAUUGACUUCGAUUAGGCUAAGAAAUGGGAUAAGUGAAUCAAGCAAUGUGAAUAUAAUGGCCUCUGAUGCAGAUUUAUAUGUGGCAAUGAUUGAUGGAAAAGUUAUUGUUAAGCUUGGACCAAGAUAUGAUCUAGGAAAUCUUAUUCCUUCCAAUUUCAAAGCUUCUACUUUUGGAAAAGAUUAUUGUGUUUGGGAGAAGCAAGGUUAAGACAAGCAUAUGCACUAUAUACAUGUACGGAAACUGCUGAAUAAUUGCAAGAAAUUUGGGCCAUGCAUUGUUUUGGGACAAAUUCGAAUUAUGUUAAUUGUUUCUUCUUUGAAGCUCUUGCUUCCUCAUUAUUGUUGUAUGCGACUUUUGUUGUAGUAGACUACUGUGCAUUUUGUUAUACCUGUUGUAUUACAAAAAAGCAUGGUAUAAUAAUGCUUCUUCAGUUCUUCGGUUCUUUAAUAAUCAAUACAUUUUCCUAAUUUAUACUA
Molecule: messenger RNA, 1617 nt
Organism: Beta vulgaris subsp. vulgaris (sugar beet)
Lineage: Eukaryota; Viridiplantae; Streptophyta; Magnoliopsida; Caryophyllales; Amaranthaceae
Product: alpha-amylase-like
Exons: 5
Coding region: 56-1348 (430 amino acids)
Biological process (GO): carbohydrate metabolic process
Molecular function (GO): alpha-amylase activity; calcium ion binding
Source: RefSeq, a predicted model, not a curated record